This is a messenger RNA of Theobroma umbraticum, 1598 nucleotides long. RefSeq names its product (+)-borneol dehydrogenase 2-like. Gene Ontology annotation, molecular function: xanthoxin dehydrogenase (NAD+) activity. The record is from RefSeq and is a predicted model, not a curated record. Gene Ontology annotation, biological process: abscisic acid biosynthetic process. NCBI's taxonomy places the organism in Eukaryota, Viridiplantae, Streptophyta, Magnoliopsida, Malvales, Malvaceae. Gene Ontology annotation, cellular component: cytosol.
AGCUUUGGCACACAUGGCAGUGAGUGAAAUACCAAAAAAGAAAGAAAGUUGUUGAUAACGUUUUCCUGGGGAGUUUGGCAACAUGUCGACCACCGUGGCCGCCCUGUCAUUUUCCCCUUCACUAACACAAGUAAACCAGUUGGUUGGGGCUCUCUCUCUCAUUCUCUCAGUGGGCCAUUCUUAUCAAUUACUAAUAAAAAUGGUACUUCAGUUUUCGUUUUCCACAUUCUGUUUGUUAGCUAGUUAAGCCUGAGUAACACAAAUCCAUUAUUUUCUGCUACGGAAAUCAUUCUCAAACAUUUGUUCCAAAAUUUCAAAAGCAAACAUAGGAAAGUAGAGAGGAAGAGAGGCAGUGCUUCAAUAGUAUAUUAGAAGUCUUGGGAGAUAAGGUGAGGGAGAAAGCAUCAAGCAGUGAAGCUCCUGCCAUGGCUACUAGUAGCACCCUUCACUCCAGUGAUUCAUCACUGCCCAGCCAGAGAUUAGUAGGGAAAGUGGCAUUGGUCACUGGUGGAGCAUCUGGCAUUGGUGAGAGCAUUGUGCGACUAUUUCACAAGCAUGGUGCCAAAGUCUGUAUAGUCGAUGUGCAAGACAAUCUUGGCCAGAAAGUCUGUGAAUCCCUUGGUGAUGCCCCAAAUGUUUGGUUUUUCCAUUGUGAUGUGACAAUAGAAGAAGAAGUUCGCUCUGCAGUUGACUUUGCAGUCCAAAAGUUUGGUACGCUCGAUAUCAUGGUCAACAAUGCCGGAGUAUCAGGUCCACCAUAUCCUGAUAUCCGUAACUAGAUAUCAGAUUUCCAGAACGUGAUGGAUGUGAAUGUGAAGGGUGUUUUCCUGGGAAUGAAGCAUGCUGCUAGGAUUAUGAUCCCUCAUCAAAAGGGUUCCAUCGUUUGUGUCUGUAGUGUUUCUAGUGUCAUUGGGGGUCUAGGACCACAUGCAUAUACAGGGUCCAAACAUGCUGUUUUAGGCCUUAACAGGAAUGUUGCAGCUGAGCUAGGAAAAUAUGGGAUACGUGUGAAUUGCGUUUCACCGUAUGCAGUUCCAACGGGCUUGGCUUUAGCUCACUUGCCUGAGGACGAAAGAACUGAAGAUGCCCUAGCCGGUUUUCGUGCUUUUGUUGCCAGACCUGCUAACUUGAAUGGGGUGGACUUGACUGCUGAUCAUGUGGCGAACGCUGUUCUCUUCUUAGCUAGUGAUGAAGCUGGGUACGUAAGUGGAGACAAUCUGAUGGUAGAUGGUGGCUUUACAUGUGUAAACCACUCAAUGCGUGUCUUUCGAUGAUCAAUGCUGAAAUUCAAAUAUGAAUUCUGCAGUUUCACUUGUUUAGCUUGUCUAGGCCUUCGCUUUUUCAUUUAAAUUUCCUGGAGAUUGUAUUUCUUUCUUAUCCUUCUUCCAUUUCUGCAAUACACUUGGAGAUUGUACUUCUUUCUUAUCCUUAUUGUAUUUCUUUAUUAUCAUUUUUCCAUUUCUGCAGCAGAGGGAGAUUGUAUUUCUUUUGUAUCCUUUUCCCAUUUCUGUAGUAGGCUAAGUUAAGUUAGUGACUUGGCAAGUACCUCAAUCUAUAAAAUUCAAUGAAAAUAAAAGAGAUGGAAGAUUGAACUAUUA